Molecule: messenger RNA, 8787 nt
Organism: Hippoglossus stenolepis (Pacific halibut)
Lineage: Eukaryota; Metazoa; Chordata; Actinopteri; Pleuronectiformes; Pleuronectidae
Gene: mmp15b
Product: matrix metallopeptidase 15b
Exons: 10
Coding region: 539-2518 (659 amino acids)
Biological process (GO): proteolysis; collagen catabolic process; extracellular matrix organization
Cellular component (GO): extracellular matrix
Molecular function (GO): metalloendopeptidase activity; zinc ion binding
Source: RefSeq, a predicted model, not a curated record
CUGACCGUCCUGCUCCGGUGGAGACAACAUGAGGGAGACACCGACCGCACCGAGAGCAACCGACUGAACGCCGGCUCCUGAGGUCCUUCACCGGGGAACAGGCAGGAACUGGAUAUAAAGGGCGAAGACAUCAUUUUGCACCAGCAAACUGAAACAAGCGGUGACAGAACGUGCUGCUGGUGAAGUUUCAGCUUCAUCGUUUGUUUUAAACAGCUGAAACUUUAUUCCCCUCUCUGGAUGUGGACAUGUCAGCGGCGGCCGGUGUUUGGUGCUGCGGAGCCGAGCUGCUGCUCGUCCCUCAUUAGCCUCGGUCAGAGUCUGGUCAUCCCAACGGAGCCGAGUGAGGAAACUCCACCGACCUCCAUGGAGGGGUCACCGCGCCUCUGACUCGAACCCAGGAAUGGAGCGCUCCUCCGGGACACAAGUGCACUGCUGAAGACCGCUGCAGCUCUCCCGUUAGCGAAUAGUUCAAAGUAGUACUUGUACCUUUAAAACGUGUGAGACUGCCAUUAAAAGUCGGUAAAGACAUUAUUACACCAUGUCCCCCCCCUCGCGGGCCCGCUGCCCCUGGUUGCUCUGGAGACGGACCCUGCUCGCGCUGUGGCUGUGCGCGCUCGGGGCGCGUGCAGCGGAGGAGGGCGCCUUCAACGCGGAGUCAUGGCUGAGGAUGUAUGGUUACCUGCCCCAGGCCAGCAGACAGAUGUCGACCAUGCGAUCGGCUCAGAUCCUGUCCAACUCCAUCAGCGAUAUGCAGCGGUUCUACGGCCUGGAGGUCACCGGACAGAUGGACCCUCAAACCAUCAGUGCCAUGAAGAGACCCCGCUGUGGUGUGCCUGACAAGUUUGGAGGCCAGAUCAAAACCAAUGUGAGGCGGAAGCGCUACGCCCUCACCGGACAUAAAUGGAACAAGAACCACCUCACAUACAGCAUCCAGAACUACACUCCCAAGAUCGGAGAGUAUAACUCAUACGAAGCCAUCCGGCGGGCCUUUAAAGUCUGGCAGAGGGUCACUCCAUUGACCUUCGACGAAAUCCCUUACCAGGAGAUCAAAUAUGGACGACGCAAGGAGCCCGACAUCAUGAUCUUCUUUGCUUCAGGUUUUCAUGGAGACAGCUCUCCUUUUGAUGGAGAGGGAGGAUUCCUCGCCCACGCCUACUUCCCUGGACCUGGAAUGGGCGGGGACACGCACUUUGAUUCCGAUGAGCCGUGGACCAUAGGAAACCAGAACAUACAAGGUAAUGACCUCUUCCUGGUCGCAGUCCACGAGCUGGGUCACGCCCUGGGUUUAGAGCACUCCAACAACCCACUGGCCAUCAUGGCUCCCUUCUACCAAUGGAUGGAGACUGAGAACUUCCAGCUGCCUGAGGACGACAGGAGGGGCAUACAGCAGAUCUACGGUCACUCCGACAGUGGGCCCACCCAGGCCCUGCCCACAGUGACGCCACGCCGCCCAGAACCUCGGCCACCUCAAACACCACCUCGACAUCCUGACCGUCCCAGAACCACUGAAAGACCAGAUCACUAUGGACCCAAUAUCUGUGAGGGGAACUUUGACACAGUCGCCAUGCUCCGAGGAGAGAUGUUUGUUUUCAAGGGCCUCUGGUUCUGGCGGGUGCGUCGGAACAGGGUACUGGAUAACUACCCCAUGCCCAUCAGUCACUUCUGGCGGGGUCUGCCUGGAGAUAUCGAUGCAGCCUAUGAAAGACACGACGGCAGGUUCGUCUUCUUUAAAGGAAACAGAUUCUGGCUUUUCAGGGAGGCUAACCUGGAACCCGGCUAUCCACUGGAGCUGACUGAUUAUGGUCAGGAUAUUCCCUACGACCGAAUAGACACGGCCAUCUGGUGGGAGCCGUCCGGCUUCACUUACUUCUUUCAAGGAGACUGGUACUGGCGUUUCAAUGAGCAGUCGCGCUCAGCUGACAGAGGCUACCCGAAACCAAUCAGCGUCUGGGGAUCGUCAGUGCCCUCUGCUCCCAAGGGGGCUUUCCUCAGCGAUGACGGAGCCUACACUUUCUUCUACAAGGGUUCCAAGUACUGGAAGUUUGACAACCACCGCAUGAAGAGCGAACCAGGCUACCCCAAGUCCAUACUAAGAGACUUCAUGGGCUGCAGUGUAGACCUGGACCCGGACAGAGACACGGACACAGACUCAGGGCGUAAAGUCCCAGAUGUGAACCGUCCGCCGUUCAACCCAGACGCAGGACGUGAAGGUGACAAGGGAAAAGAACGGGACGGAACGGAUCAAGGUGGUACAGACAAAGACACGGGCAAAGGAUCAGACAGUGACAAAGACGAGGACUACCGUGAGGGUCGGGAGGAGGGCACCAACGAGGUUGACGUGGUGCUGAAGGUGGACGACAGCGAGGAGCGGACCAUGAACAUCCUGAUGGUAACCAUCCCACUGGUCCUGGUGCUGUGCAUCCUGGGACUGAUCUACGCCAUCAUCAACACGCUGCAGAGCAAAGGGGCGCCGCGGCUUCUGGUGCACUGUAAGCGCUCACUGCAGGACUGGGUGUGACCCUGGACAUUAGGGGGACACUGAACUUUGAACUUGAAUCGGACCUUAGACACCCGCCUCGUCUAAUCCCAACCCCUCCAUCUCUGUGCUCAGUGGCUCCUGAAACUCUUAAUACUUGUGGUAGUAGAUCCAUACACACACAAACUAGAAUCAAGCAUAAAUUAUGUCUUACAUAUACACACACACACACACAUCAUCCUAACCUCCUCUUGUCUCCCAUGGUGCUCUACAAUGCGUUGACUGUAGUCUAUUUAUAUGAGAGAAGUUUGCACAUUGUUUUUUUUGUUUUGUUAUUUUUGUCUGGAUUCAUUUUGUGUGACUUUUUGUUAUUAUUAUUUUUAUUUCUAAACCAGGAAGGCCGCUCUGUUCGCUCUUCCUCCCCCUUUCCCUAAUCUCAGUGGGGGCUUUUUCCUCUCUGAUAACUUGACAUCUGUGUAUGCUAUCAGUCUUGCCACAAAAGAAAGACACAUGUAAAAGGCUCGAACAGACGGGUCACUAAACGUCCACGUGAGGUUUAGCUGUGUUCCUUCCUCCUUUCAUCAUCAUCUUCUCCACCCUGCUCCAUCUCCUCGCUUGUUUCUGCAGUAGAGCACAGUCUUCCUGAGUGGGAGAGCUGAGAUAGAAAGCAGCAGGGUUUGGUCACAGCAGACAUUUCACUAUAGUUUUGACGUGGUUGUUAGUCUGAAGGUUGAAUCUGGAGUUCUGCUUGUUGUUCACACAGACCCAUCUCUCUUCAUUUUGAUCUCAGGUACAAACUUGUAGAGUUCAUGACGGCAUCUUGCACUGUUGUGUUGUACUGAGCCGUAAAAUGUUGACGAAUCAUUUUUCAUGAUGUUUAAAUGCAGCCUCAUAAACUCUGGAGCGAAUCAAACAAACACCAAGUGAUCUUCAUGUACUGAUCAAGUCCUAAUAACUUGUGAUGAGUGUUAGUGUUUAUUAGUUAAAUUGAAUCAACCACUGGCUCUUGAGAGCUGGGGGUGGGAGGCGGUGAAAGAAGCGGCUGCAGGUGCAGCCUGAUUGACACUUUCCUCAGCAAUUCACAUUCUCACCGCCCUUGCCAAAGUGCAGACAUAGGCAAUUGCCUAGUUUGCCUAUAUGGACACACCGGCUUUAUUCACAUCGGCUCCUCCAGGCAGAGAAAGUCAGCAGAAAUUCCGGAGGGUCUCACUCGGACAUUUGCGUUCACACACACAGCCCCUCCAGAGAAACUCCUAAGUGUCUCCAGAGUUUAGUACAUGUGUGAAAGCAGCUUAAAUGCCUCCAGGUCCAUAUUUUUUACCAUGAUCACACCUAGUUAAAUGCUGAGAUCUGUGACUUGGGCAUGCAGCAUUAUUGCCAAAAGGAAUUCAAACACUUAACACACUAAUUACUUACUAAAUAAUUCACUAAAUAAUCACUAUCCACAGUCAUCUUUAUAAGUCCAAUAUGAUAAAAAAGACAUGAUGGCUAAAUCUACAAAAAUAUAUUCCAAACUGUAACACACCAUAAUUAUCUUUUGAAGUCAGACUACUUGUGCCUUGUUUUCCUUCUUUAUCUUGUGCCCACACAGUUGGACAAUAGGUAUACCUCUUUUCCUCUCCUUACUUGGAAACCAUUAAAAGACCUCUUUGGCUGAAAAGGUAAACAGACGUUUGAGGGUAACCUCUUCCUUUAGCUUUCAUUUAUGUGGCUAAUUCUCAUAGAGCCUCUUCUCUGUCAACAAUGAGACUCCAGAGGAGACAGACUAAUGGUUAAUUUAAAGUCAGCUCACUAUGAAAUAACACAGGAGAGGCAGCAUUUAUUGCAUCUCUGUGUGUGUGACAAAAAAAGAGACAAAGCAAAGCCACAGCUUUUAAUUUCAGAGCAGGAUGUUGCACCACAAAACAACCCAGCAGUCACAGGGUGCAGCUAAUGUACCGAGGACUUAAUAACAGCCUUUUUACUGCUCGUGCUUUUUAAAAAGGAAGAAACCUCCCUGACAACCUGUGGUCUUUUUGUUAUAAAGAUAGCGAAGCUGUGAGCACUGGGGUGGGCUCGGGCCAUGCAGGCUCAUGUGAUCACAGACUAAUCCUCUUCAUUAAAAAACAGCAGGUGUGUGCAAAUGCUGUUCACCCCCGCGACCCCUAAACUAAACCUUGAACUUCGAAAAUGAAAACACUACCCACUCCCGUUUCAUCUCCCACGAACAGAGAUAGGAUGAAGGGGGGUGUGUGCGCAGGAAAAAUGGUAUUAUGUUUUUUAACAUUUAGCUACUUAAAUACACAUGUUUGCCAAUACUUUAAAAUACACGCCAUAGAGUUUUUCGUGUUUAUUCUUUACUGUUUUUGGCAUCCUUUGGUUUCCAUUCAUUUAUAUAAGAUAUGAAAGUCACAAAAGAUAAUUAUGGAUUCAAAAUCUGCCUAUAGAUUUUCAUGCUGUGACAAAAUAAAUGGAAACCAAUUGCUGCCAUAAAAACACUUAAAAAAAGACAUACUUUGCAAAAUGAUUGGUGUAAAUUGUCACUGAAGGUUUUUAAACAGCAGGGCCAAUACCUGCAAAACCAGUGGUGUUGUCGUGUAAAAGUUUGUCCUUGAAGACUAUUGUUUUUCUUAAAAGAAGAAAAACAAUAUUCAUCAAUGGCAAACUAAGAUAUUUCCUGAGCUCAUUAUGGAUACAUUUUCAAGAAUUUCUUUUGCCAGGUACUUGUGAAUAUUUCAAGUUUUUAAAUGAUAAGACAAGGAUUUUUCAUCCUUGUGGGAGACUUGAGAGAGUGACUUCAAAUAGGAAUGGGAAGAAGGCUUAUCUGAGGCAGCAUUAGGUAAGCUGCCACCCUGACCAGAGGGGGCUCAGCUCCCCCGGCUCAGGUUACACAGAUGUGGACGGGGAGGGCGAGGAGAGGCCAAAUUUCCUGCAGCUGAGACAAGGGAAGGGGGGAUGGGGGAUGGGGGAUGGGGGAGGGAGGCUGACCUCCUCUCCCUGAGCUUGCAAAGUUUGGAUUUCAGGAACAAGAAGGGGUGGGGGGGCAGAGAAAGAGAGAGGACUCUGAUGGCUCUAUCCCACUGGCAACAGCCCAUGUGACCCAAAUUCUCUUUGCUGGCUCAACAACAGUGCUGGUCAGAGAGGAAACUUCAGCUUACAGUAGGAGACAGACCCUUUUGAGGAAUGUGCGCUGUAAGUGCUUUGCUUGUAGUUGUCAGUGUGCCCCGUUACAUUUUUUGACUUUUUAAAACAAACCGGCCCUUGCGUUCUUAAACCUGCCUUUGUGGUAGUGAAGCGGUUUUCCGAUUUAACCUCUGGAGCCCAGACACGUUCACGAUAGCAACAAAGCCUCUGGAGGAUUUCGGUGAGGGGUGGUGCAGAGGCAGGACGUAACGCAUUCACCCUGCUGCAGAGAUCAUGUGUUUUUGUUUGCAGCACAUCAUCACCAGUGUCAACUCUUGUCACCAAAAGCUCUGUUGUCUUCUACGUGCAUGGCUCCGUCCGUAGAUAUUUUGGCCUUGUGUGCUUUGGUUUGUACCGGACCGAGAUCGUCACCACAACUUGACAAACGACGCGUUUGAGUAGAGUAGAGUCUCCUGACCCAUCUGCACAAAGCAUCUCAAGACCCCUCACCCCCGGCCAUAUCACUGCAACAGCCCUUGGUACAGGAUUGAUUUUUUCCGGUUGUAAAAUUUAAAGACUUACCUUUCAAAGGAGAGCAGGGUUAUGACUGCAAUGAAAAAAGGUUAAAGAGCAGUCAUCUUCUUUUUUUUUUUUUACUUCAGGUACAUUAUUUUCAGUCCUGUGUCCAAAUGUGAGCUGGAACUCUCAAGCACUAGCAUUUGGGCUUCUUCUGUUUUGUGCAGCUUUUAUGUGGACGUACCCAGCAGAUGCGUGACCCCGCUGCUGUGUUCGGCCUCCAGUGAUGUGAGGACAGGUUGAGGUGAGGUACCUCAGCAGACAGAGUCACGGUUAAUGGGACACUCGUGCUGAAAGGUGGAAAAAAAGGCAGAGCAAAUGCAGCUUCCACCAGAGGUCUGGAGAUUGAUCUGUGGCCAGUCGAUAGACGUUGCCAGGAAACGGUUUCCUGUGUCCAUCGCUCACCUCCUCAUCAUCAGGGUUGGUGUGGGGGGGCAGUGUCUGGUUGGUUGGCGGACACAGCUAAUCAGUGUUAAAAGCACCCCCUCCCUCCUCUUCUUUCUCCUCCCCCUGCCCUGCUCUUCCCCGAUCCUACAGGCACAUCAAUGAGUGCUUAGACAGUCAAGCGUCUGGACAGGCUCCGAAAAUGCAGACUCAUUGAUAAAAAGUUGUGUAUCGAGUACAGUUUUUAUAUAUAUAAUAUUUCAAUCCUCAUUUUCUCUCCUCUGUAACCUCCAUACAGAAAGCCCACAGGGACAUAACCACUUCAAAGCGAAAGCAACAACUUCAAAGUUGAAUAAGUCGAGAGCACCUGAGUUUUCUUUAGUUAAAAUCACAGUUUCAGCAGUUUGAGAGAUUCUCUGUAAAGGUGACACUGACUGGGAUUGAAUUCAGGACAGUUGAUCGUCUCAGGACAGCGAACAGAGGAGGAAUGUCGAGAGGUUUGGGGAGAAAUCCGUCAGGGUUGAUUGAUGAGUGUGUGUGUGUGUGUGUGUGUGUGAACUUAAUCAGCUCUACAAUAAGCAGGGGCUGUUUUCCGACUGUAAAUUUCCCACACUGUCUCGAUCCCACCCCUCUUCAUACUCAGCCCUGCCCUCUAAGCCCCGAGGGGAUCAUAAUAACAACAAUGGCCUUCUCUCUCUCUCCCUCCCUCUCUUUUCACUCUCUCUUUCUCCUCCCCCCAUUUUCUCUCUCCCCUAUACACACACAAACACAUUAUUCUCUUCCCCAGCCUCACCUUCCUCCCCUCCCCACCCCUCCAUCAGGAAAUGAGUCCAGGCCAAGGUCCAGCCUUACGCAGCAGAGCCUGUUUUUAGAUCCACCUCCUUGUUCAGCAACAUUCAACACUGUGGAGGGCGUCACUUAAGCAAAGACACCAUACCUGUCAGGUGUUGAGUUUGUGGAACAAACACUUGGCACUGGGAGGUCACAUUUAUAUCUAAAGUUGCAAAAGACUUGAGUUGUUCUAUGUUAAUGCCUUGUUUGUUUCGAAGUACGGGGCCUUGAUGCAAAGUUUGGGUAAGGUUAGGAUGUGGCUGAGCUUGUGUGAGCUCUCGUCUCUUUCAAGAUGUGUUUGUGUAAACACUACAUGUUAAGCCUUCCUGAUUCAGCCCUGCUGUUUUGGCUCUGAGCCUGGGAUUUAUACUUUUUUUUAUUUUUUAUUUUGUUAUAUUUUCAUGAACAUCUCUGUUGAAACUGUCACAAUCAUUCAGAAGACUGCUUUGUCUGUGCUCUCCACUCUGUAUUUGUUGUGUUUCAGCUUCCUGCGAUCGCAGUGUAUCCCCACACUGCCUAAUAACCAGAAGGUUCAAACAGCCAUUGCAUCAGCAAUGUCUGAAAUGAUGUCAGGAAAAAACAGAUCAAUAAAUAAAACUGAAAAGAGAAAAAAUCAGUCCAACCUGACAUAGAGUAAGACUGUGAUCUGUUUCAGUUUCACUGGGGAUAGCUCUGUGGCUUCUGAUGGCUCAACCCCUAAAGGAUUGUGGGUUCUCCUUUUUCCCAGACUGCAUCUCACCUUGCCCAUUGAGCCCAUGCACUCUGAAACCACUCAUCUGAAAUCAUCACUCAGCAAACUCAUCCGCUCACCGUGGAACAGGACGGAACAGGAAAGAUGGCUGACAAAUGACUUUCACCGUCCGUGUCGUCGCUUUUUCUAGAGCGAGUGCAGCGGCUCUGAUUGAGCUUCAGACGAGCAUCGAAACUGACGAGCAGCCCACUUAAAGGAAACUGCUUUCAUCCACUAACUGCCGCUACAGUAGAUUUUAUCGGAGCCAGUGGAUUCUGUACUGACCGUCAGUACUUAGCAACUCACACUAGGUCCUCUUGAACUUCUGUCUUCAUUACUACCUGAGUAAUGGUUAAGUGACUUUCUGAACAAAAAAACCUCACCAUCAUCCCUGAUUGGGUUAAAAUGGUGGGAAAAAAAUACAAAAAAGCAGCCAAUCAAAACAUGAGGUUAUUGUUGGUCCUUGAUGAUUUGUCUUAUUUUGAUUUUAAUUUGUGAUCAUUUUAUUUCCUCUUUUUUUGUUAAUAACAUUCCAAUUAGAUUUUUUUGGAUUGGUUGUUAGUGGGUGUUGUUUUUUCUGUAGAAAAUGUAAGAUUUUAUACAUAUGUGUUGUUGUGUGUUCACCUCUAGUUGAGUGUGUUAACAAGCCAUGCUGGACAUGUACACAUUAAAAAUUGCUCUGAAAAUA